AUGAAGUUCGCGAAGGAGCUUCAAAGGGAAUUAGUGCCCGAAUGGCAACAAGCAUAUCUCAACUACAAAGAAGGGAAGAAGCACAUCAAGGUCGUCGCUCGUGCCAUCAAUCGAGCCAAGGGGAAAGGUUCACUGACACCGAACCUUGCCCGACGAUCACCAUAUGGUCUACCUCCCCACCCAACCCCCAUCUUCUCACCCAAACGCAAACAAAAUAAUCAUGUUCGCUCUUUGGCAACCAGAGAGUCGGGUCAGGAUGAAGAGGGUGGCACUGGAAAGGCCUUGUCUGCCACUCGUUCGCAGUCGACCCCAGCUCCCGGGCCGUCCAUGACCAAGAAUGUCCCAGCACCGUCCCCGGCUCUGGACAUCGCGCCCCGAAAGGGCCAAAAAGAUGGCCGCUUGGGUGAGACGCAGCUGCUCAAGGACUCAUGGAGCAGCGACGCACACUAUGGCAGCUUCGUGCCUACUCCUCUGGCUGCUCCUCAUCCGGAUGAUCCCCUGACCCAGUCAACAUCUUAUCAAAACAACUUCGAGCUCCCGGCGCCUGCCAUGAAAAUUCCCUCAAGGACCGAGAAUUCUAACAAGCUUGCACCAAUGUUGUCAAACCCAUUUCAAAGAAGUCACUCGACGCAGUUUCCUGUUGAUGGGCCUCGUCACGGUUCGGUUGAAGACUCACAAAAGUCCCCUCGUCAACGGCCCGCCAGUCGCCGGCCCAGCACUUUUGCAAAGAAUCCCGGGGAGGAGGAUCCCUCUGCAGACACUCUGUCGAGACAGCGCCUGCAACACACGAUGUCUUACCCAACGCCGCGCGGCAGCUUGACACGCAAAAAGUCAAUCUCGCCCAAUACUUCGGCCGAACAGGAAGCCAUCGAGCUCGAAAACCACUUUUUCUUUUGGCUGGACGGCCAGCUGGCAAAGGUUGACAAAUUCUACCGGGAAAAGGAAGCCGAGGCGGAGAAGCGUCUGGUUGCUCUCCGGGAACAGUUGCAUGUUAUGAGGAGUCGACGCCUGAAUGAAAUAGAACAAAUGAGGGAACGUCGCCGCGCUGCAUCCGGAGGCAACGGACGCUCUACUGAAAACAGCCCAGGGAAAAAAAACAAGGGGGCGAACGACAGCUCGGAUAACUCAUGGCUCAACCAAGGGUGGUUGCGGCAGUUGCGACCAGCAAAGGCUAAGCUCCUCGAGAUAAGCCACCCUCGACCAGGACCCAACUCCAAAGCACUGCAGAAGAUGGCGCAAACGCCACGCAUGAAAGGCUUGCAGGUUCCCUCAAACAGGGACUAUACCCGCCGCCCCGUGGCUGAGGAUGUUCCAUACAGGACCGCCAAACAUAAACUAAAGCUGGCCCUGCAGGAGUUCUAUCGUGGCCUGGAGCUGCUCAAGUCAUUUGCUCUGCUCAAUCGAACCGCUUUCCGCAAGCUAAACAAAAAGUACGACAAGGCUGUCAACGCCAAGCCUGCGUACCGUUACAUGCACGAGCGCGUUAAUGAUGCCUACUUUGUCAAGUCCACGGUAUUAGACGCGCACAUCGCCGCCGUCGAAGAUCUCUAUGCGCGCUACUUUGAGCGUGGAAAUCACAAGAUUGCCGCAGGCAAGCUGCGGAACCUCAACCGCAGGCCGGCAGAUGAGUCUGCCAGUGCCUUUCGCAGCGGCCUGCUCAUCGGUGUGGGACUUGUGUUUGCUAUCCAGGGCGGGACUUAUGGGUCCGAGCUCCUAUUUACCAAAGACGAUACGUUGAGAGAGCAAACAUCAUACCUCAUGCAAAUCUAUGCCGGCUAUUUCCUGAUGCUCUAUCUUUUUGUGCUCUUCUGUCUGGAUUGUCGGCUAUGGACAAAGAGCAAGAUCAAUUACCAGUUCAUAUUCGAGUUUGAUCCGAGGACACAACUCGACUGGAGGCAGUUAUCCCAGUUCCCGGCUUUCUUCCUGCUGGUCUUUGGAGUCUGUAUCUGGGCCAACUUCUCUCGAUUUGGACACCAUGAAAUGUACCUCUACUUCCCCGUCAUCUUGAUUGGGCUCACUUUUGUCAUCCUAUUCAUCCCUGCGCCUGUGUUUUAUUGGCGAAGUCGGCGAUGGUUCUUGUACUCUCAUUGGCGUCUGCUUCUUGCGGGCCUGUAUCCUGUCGAGUUUCGUGACUUCUUCCUUGGCGAUAUUUACUGCUCCCUAACAUACGCUAUGUGUAACAUUGAGCUCUUCUUCUGCCUCUACCACAACCGCUGGAACCAACCCACACAAUGUAACUCUAACCACUCUCGACUCCUCAACUUCUUUUCGGCGCUGCCACCUAUUUGGCGUUUUCUCCAGUGCAUCCGGCGUUACUAUGACACGCGGAAUGCUUUUCCCCAUCUCGUGAACUGUGGCAAGUAUGCUAUGAGCAUCAUGGCUGCUGUAUGCCUCGGUCUGUACCGCCUGGAUAACACGCAUACGAACCUGGCGCUUUUCAUUACUUUUUCCAGUAUCAAUGCUAUUUACUGCUCGUUCUGGGACAUAUUCAUGGACUUUUCCCUACUUCAGCCGGUCACCAACAACAACUUUCUCCUUCGCGACCUUCUCGGGUUAAAGAAGAAAUGGCCCUACUACACCGCCAUGGUGGUAGACCCUAUUCUCAGAUUUGCCUGGAUAUUCUACGCUAUAUUUACGCACAACACACAGCACAACACCAUAGUUUCUUUCCUUGUUGCUUUCAGCGAGGUGUCUCGCCGUGGAAUGUGGACCAUUUUCAGGGUCGAGAACGAGCACUGCGGCAAUGUGGCGCAGUACAAGGCCAGCCGCGACGUGCCGCUUCCCUACAAGCUAGCGGGCGAGGAGAGCAGCAGCGGCAGCGGCGCAGAUGAAGGACUACUGGCCGACCCAAAGACACCGGGUAAGGGCUGCAGCUCAGGCAUUGACGUCGAGAGGUCCCCGGCAGCUGCUCGCCCGAGCUCGCUCGCCAGACACGGCUCAAGAGCGUCGGCGGCUGAGGAAGGAAGGGCCGGGGACACCGCAGGAGGCGAGGUACCCGGCGAUGCGACGCUAAGGAGGAGGAUCACGCGAGCCGACACCAUCGUAGGGGCUCUCUCGCGGCACCUGGCAGAGGCGCACAAGCAGGACUUUGAGAAGCGGCGUAAGCCUCCUGUCAGUCCGGCCGAGGACGAGGACGAGGAGGAGAUGUAUCAGAACAUUGGGGGAGUGGCGGUUUCUAGCGACGUGGCUGUGGAGGAAGAGGAUGACACGGAUGAUAUGGAGGGCGGAGGUUCGUUCAGUGAGGAUGACAACAGGGAGGAGGAUGGAAACGACCAGAGCGAUGGGGAGGAGAAUGAGGCGGGGCAGGUUGACACCGAGGUGGUCGAUAAUGGGAAAGAUGCCGCGGGGAAGCAGAGCGAGUCUUGA
Messenger RNA from Pyricularia pennisetigena, 3366 nucleotides. RefSeq lists its product as uncharacterized. The record is from RefSeq and is a predicted model, not a curated record. Gene Ontology annotation, molecular function: inositol hexakisphosphate binding. The coding region runs from base 1 to 3366 and encodes 1121 amino acids. The transcript has 5 exons. Gene Ontology annotation, biological process: cellular response to phosphate starvation; phosphate ion transport. Lineage: Eukaryota; Fungi; Ascomycota; Sordariomycetes; Magnaporthales; Pyriculariaceae. Gene Ontology annotation, cellular component: Golgi apparatus; cytoplasm; plasma membrane.